CAGUUACAUAUAUUUGAGUUUAAAACAAUAGAGGAGUCGAAAUCAUUUUUAAAACGUAACCUGAACCAGUUUACGAAGUUAAAUGGUUGUGGAUGUUUAUUGUUUUUAUAUAGUAUUAUAUUAUCAAGAUCUGUCACCAGAAUCAAACAAGAUAUGGAUGUUGAUAUAAAUAAAGAUGUACAGUUACUAAAUGAUUAUGAAGGCUGUACCAUACCCUCAAUUAAUUUGCUGUUAACUGGUAAAGCUGUACAAUAUGUACAUAAUGGUGAUAUAAUAUAUGAUAAACGUGGUGAAUUAUUACCAAAGCCAUUACACGGUGUCCAGGAAAGAAGUAGCAUCGGAAUGCUUUAUUGGAAUAAAAAAGAAGAGGACAAACGAACUGAGGUUGGUAGUAUGUUGAAGACACCAAAACAUCCAAUAUGGCUGACAGUGAUUAAUGAUCAGAUUGGCUUGAUAUUCUCAACUAAUCUGGAUUUAAUUAGUGAUUGGAGAGUUGAACACAGAUUUAUGUUAUAUUACUAUACAGGAUUACUGAGUCAAAAUCAACAAACAGUCCUGUCUAUAGGUAAUCGGAAUCAUCGGAGACCCAAAACAGCCAGAUUAGCUCAAAGAGAAGACGAAAAGAAAAUCCCACCUCUAGAACAAUGUAUAUGUACAAAGUGGUUUGGUGCUAAUAUCAACUGGAAUGGAACA
Lottia gigantea (owl limpet) is the source of this 693-nucleotide messenger RNA. RefSeq lists its product as hypothetical. The annotation marks the transcript as partial. Gene Ontology annotation, biological process: protein K48-linked deubiquitination. The record is from RefSeq and is a predicted model, not a curated record. Lineage: Eukaryota; Metazoa; Mollusca; Gastropoda; Lottiidae. Gene Ontology annotation, molecular function: K48-linked deubiquitinase activity; cysteine-type deubiquitinase activity. The transcript is spliced from 7 exons.